Messenger RNA from Onychostoma macrolepis, 6114 nucleotides. Its product is annotated as NACHT, LRR and PYD domains-containing protein 12. The record is from RefSeq and is a predicted model, not a curated record. NCBI's taxonomy places the organism in Eukaryota, Metazoa, Chordata, Actinopteri, Cypriniformes, Cyprinidae. Gene Ontology annotation, molecular function: protein binding.
CGUAAUGCAGCAUAUGACUUGAUUCUCGUAAGUGCGGUGAGUCACAGAACCGGCCUCUGUGCGCGCGAGGUUGUAAACUGGAUAUAAACGCUUUUUUUUUUGUGUGCAAAAGAUCAUAGACGCUCCUGUUUCUUAUUCUUCUUUUUGAAUACGUACGUCAACCCCACAACAUCCACGAAUUCAGAUGGCACCAGAUGUUUGUUUCUUUCCUUGAAAGAAGUGAAAGCGAAACUAAGUCACCAGGAUCCAGGAAUGUGAGGAAUAUAAACAACUCCGAGAGAGAGAAACCGAGUGUGCAGAGCGGUCUAGAUGAUGCCAUGGACUCCAGAAUGAGGAGAUCCGUGUCUCCUGCUCCAGAGUCCAGCUGUGUGUCUGUGAGGAGCGACGUGUCAAUGGAUCCUCCAACUAAUUUCAGUUCAGGAGACUCUCCUGCUAAACGGAGGAGAUCCGUGUCUCCUGCUCCAGAGUCCAGCUGUGUGUCUGUGAGGAGCGACGUGUCAAUGGAUCCUCCAACUAAUUUCAGUUCAGGAGACUCUUCUGCUAAACGGAGGAAAAUUUCAAACAUGAGACCCGUGUCUCUUGCUCCAGAGUCCAGCUGUGUGUCCAUGAGGAGCGACGCGUCAAUGGAUCCUCCAACUAAUUUCAGUUCGGGAGACUCUUCUGCUAAACGGAGCUACAGUAACAAACAUGAAGGAUCAAAGUCUUUGAAUGGCAAGAUGCUGCCAGAUGCCGUCUUCAGGGAGCUCGAGGACACAUGCAUCUCUUUGAUGAAGAAAGAGCUGAGAAGAUUCAAGAAACUGCUGAACCCAGAUUGCCCAGCAUUCUCUGUGAGAGAGGAGGAGGAGGAGGUGGAUGAAGGGCAGAGCCGAGUGAGCGAGGCAGUUCUGAAGAUUAUGCUUCAUGUCCUGCAGAAAAUGAACCAGCCAAACCUCGCUAACUCGCUACAAACCAAGCUGAUCUCAGUGAGUCAACAACAAUUGAAAUCCAGACUGAAGCAGAAAUUUCAGAAAAUCAGCGAAGGAGUCUCAAAUCAAGGGAACGCAACACUUUUGAACGAGAUCUACACAGAGCUUUACAUCACAGAGGGAGGGACUGGAGACAUCAACAAUGAGCAUGAGGUGAGACGGAUUGAGACCUCAUUGUCCAGAGGUCGAGAGACUCAGGAAACACCAAUCAAAUGUAAUGACAUCUUCAGAUCCUUACCUGGACAAGACGAUCCCAUCAGAAUGGUGCUGACCAAAGGUGUUGCCGGAAUAGGAAAAACCGCUUCAGUGCACAAGUUUGUUCUGGACUGGGCCGAAGGAAAUGCUAAUAGGGACGUUCACUUCAUCUUUCCGCUUCCUUUCAGAGACCUGAAUUUGAUGAAGGAGAAACAGAUGAGUCUGAUGGAGCUUCUUUGCUGUUUUUUCACAGAACUGAAACCUAUACAAUAUGAUGACUAUAAAACCAUCUUCAUUUUCGAUGGUCUGGAUGAGUGGCGUCUUCCUCUGGAUUUCCAGAACAAUGAGAUAUUGUGGGAUGUGACCAAAUCGGCCUCAGUGGACGUGCUGUUGACCAACCUCAUAAAGGGGAACCUCCUUCCUUCUGCUCUCAUCUGGAUCGCCACGCGACCGGCGGCAGCCAAUCAGAUCCCUGCAGAGUUUGUCGGCCGGGUCACAGAGGUACAAGGGUUCAGAGACCCUCAGAGGGCUGAGUAUUUUCGGAGAAAAAUAAAAGAUCACAAUCUGGCCAAUAGGAUCGUCACACACAUUCAAUCGUCGAGGAGCCUUCACAUCAUGUGCCGCAUCCCAGUGUUCUGCUGGAUCUCCGCCACUGUUCUUCAGAAAAUAUUAGGUGAAGCAAAGAGUACAGAGAUUCCCAAGACUCUCACUCAAAUGUUUGCACACCUCCUGAUCAUUCAGACCAAACUGAAGACCCAAAAGUAUGAUGGGAAAUGUGAAGUAGAUCUUGAGCAGGCCAGAAAGAGCAUCCUGUCACUUGGGAAACUGGCUUUUCAACAACUGGAAAAAGGCAACCUGGUCUUCUACGAGGAGGACUUGAAACAGUGCAACAUUGAUGUCCAAGAAGCAUCCAUGUACUCUGGAGUUUGUACCCAGAUAUUUAGAGAAGAGUUUGGGCUAAAGCUGGAGAAGGUGUAUAGCUUUGUGCAUCUGAGUGUUCAAGAGUUUCUCGCUGCCUUGUUUAAGUUCCUUUCCUUUGCUCGGCAGCACAAGAAUUCCUCAAUGACAGAUUUUCUGAAGCGUGAAGUAGACCGGUCCUUGCAGAGCAAGAAUGGACACCUGGAUCUCUUCCUUCGCUUUUUGCUGGGGCUUUCACUGAAGUCCAAUCAGACUCUUCUACGGGGAUUAUUCACAAUGACGAGAAGCUCCCAGGAUCCAUGUGAAAUUAUUGAGUACAUUAAGAGUAGAAUUCGAGAGAAUCCCUCUCCGGAAAAGUCCAUCAAUCUGUUUCACUGCCUGAACGAGCUCAAUGACCAGUCUCUGGUGCAGGAGGUCCAAACAUACCUGAGCAGUAGAGGCACCCAUCGCCUCUCUGGAGUCAAACUCUCUCCGGCCCAGUGGUCAGCUCUGGUGUUUGUGCUGCUGAACUCGGCGGAGGACCUGGAUGAGUUUGAACUGAGGCAAUAUGACCUGUCAGAUGAGUGUCUUCUGAGGCUACUGCCAGUGGUCAAAGCUUCCAGAAAAGCAGAUCUGAGGGGCUGUAAUCUCACAGAUCAGAUCUGUUCAGCCCUGGCCUCCGCUCUCAACUCGAUCUCCUCCAGUUUAAGAGAGCUGAACCUCAGUGACAACAACCUCCAGGUGUCAGGAGUACAGCUUCUCUCUGCGGGACUGAAGAGUCCUCACUGUAAACUGGAGAUACUGAAGUUGUGUAACUGCAGUAUUAGAGAGGAAAGUUGUGCUGCUCUGGUUUCUGCUCUUAUAUCAAACCCAUCACAUCUGAGAGAGCUCAGUCUGAACUCCAAUAAACCAGGAAAUUCAGCAGUGAAGCUUUUGUCUAAUCUACUGGAAGAUCCACACUGUAAACUAGAGAAAAUACAGCUGUAUGACUGCAGUAUUGGAGAGGAAGGUUGUGCUGCUCUUGCUUUAGCGCUGAUAUCAAACCCCUCUCAUCUGAGAGAACUCAAUCUCAACAGUAAUGAGCCAGGGGAUUCAGGAGUGAAGCUUCUCUCUGAUCUACUGAAGGAUCCAAACUGCAAACUAGAGAAACUACAGCUUGAUGAUAGCAGAAUUGGAGAGGAAGGUUUUGCUGUUCUGGUUUCAUCUCUUAUAUCAAACUCAUUACAUCUAAGAGAACUUAAUUUGAGCUGGAACAAACCCGGUGACUCAGGAGUGAAGCUUUUGUCUGACCUUCUGAAAGACUUGGACUGUAAACUGGAGAGACUACAGCUGGAGUGCUGCAGUAUUGGAGAGGAAGGUUGUGCUGCUCUUGCUUUAGCGCUGAUAUCAAACCCGUCUCAUCUGAGAGAACUCAAUCUCAACAAUAAUGAGCGGGAUUCAGGAGUGAAGCUUCUCUCUGAUCUACUGAAGGAUUCACGCUGUAAACUGAAGAAACUAGAGCUGAAAUACUGCAGUAUUGGUGAGGAAGGUUGUGCUGCUUUGGUUUCAUCUCUUAUAUCAAACCCAUCUCAUCUGAGAGAGUUCAAUAUGAGCUGUAACAAACCAGGAGAUUCAGGAGUGAAGCUUUUGUCUGAUCUACUGAAGAACCAACACUGCAAACUGGAGAAACUAAAGCUGUAUGACUGCAGUAUUGGAGAGGAAGGUUGUGCUGCUCUUGCUUUAGCACUGAUAUCAAACCCCUCUCAUCUGAGAGAACUCAAUCUCAACAAUAAUGAGCCAGGGGAUUCAGGAGUGAAGCCUCUCUCUGAUCUACUGAAGGAUCCACGCUGUAAACUGGAGAAACUAGAGCUGGAAUACUGCAGCAUUGCUAAGAAAGGUUUUGCUGCUCUGGUAUGGGGUCUGACAUCGAACUCGUCACACCUGAGAGAACUCAAUCUCAGCAGGAACGAACCAGGAGACUCUGGAGUGAAGAGGCUGUCUGAUCUCCUGAAGUAUCCGCAGUGUGAACUUGAGAAACUACAGCUUGAUGACUGUAGUAUUGGUGAGGAAGGUUUUGCUGCUCUGGUUUCAGGUCUGAUAUCAAACCCAUCACACAUCAGAGAACUCAAUCUGAACUCUAGUAAACCGGUUUACUCAGGAGUGAAUCUACUCUGUAAUCUACUGAGAGAUCAGCACUGCAAACUGAAGAAACUACAGCUGGAGUGCUGCAGUAUUGGAGAGGAAGGCUGUGCUGCUCUUGCUUUAGCGCUAAAAUCAAACCCCUCUCAUCUGAGAGAACUCAAUCUGAACUACAACGAACCAGGAGGCGCGGGAGUGAUGCUUCUGUCUAUUCUUCUGAAGAAUCCCCACUGUAAACUGGAGAAACUAGAGUUGUCUCACUGCAGUAUUACAGAGAGCGGCUGUGCUGCUCUGAGAUCAGCUCUGAGUUCAAACCCUUCACACUCAAGGGAACUCAAUCUGAAUUAUAACCAGAACACUCAACAGUGACGCUGCUUUCCAAUCGACUGGAUCCAAACUUAAAAGUCAAACUAAAUCUAGGCUUUUUAUGUUGUCUUUGUUUUUACUCUUUAUGAAUGCAAAAAAAAAAAAAAAGUGUAAAUACACAUUUUCUAUACAUGUCUUAUUUGACAACCAUUUCAGAUCAUCUUGGAGCUUUAAUGACAUAAAUAUAUAUAGAUUGAGUAUUGAAUAUGCAUAUUUUUAAAGCUAACUUAAAAUAUUUUAUCUUAUAUUUAUCUAUAUACCAAAAAGAGGAAUCUUUUGACCAUAUAAACUUAUAUAGGCUCGGCUAAUGUCCGUCCUGUGCACUGAGCGCUCUCUCCUCCACAUCAUGAGUAGACACGCCCCUUACUGCUGAUUGGCUACAAGUUUGUUUUGGUGCUCGGCCCCAACUCAGUUUUCUAAAGCGUUUUUGAAAAAAAUACAUACCCCACCUUUAAAUUUGGAGCACUGGAGCUUUCAUUUGAAUUCCAGCGGCAAAUUUACUCAAAUAGAGAGAACAGAACCGAUAUAUUUCUGUUUUUGACAGAAAAACAAACAAACAAAAAACGUCCUAUUUAAAUUUAGCCAAUCAGCAUUAAAUCCGAAAAGAGCGAUUAUUUUAUUAGCGUAUUGAUAGCUAACACUGUAUUUUUGAACAAGCACAUUUCAAUGUUUAGUGGUCUUUUGGCGUCUCCAUGUGGGCCUAUUGAUAUUGCACAUUGACUUCUAUUCUAGAUUCUGUAUAGAAAAAUAGUCUCUGAUCUCUUGUCAGUCAGGUGAUCUCCAAACUCAUCAGGCGUUAUUGGAGAGCUGUGAUCUUGGCAAACUGAAAAAAUAGACCUGUUGAAUAGAAGGGUGUCAAUAAUUGUGUCCAAUGUAUUAGAGAAAGACUUUCAUUUCAUAAUGAGAUUUUUCUCCAUUUUCAUUUGUUUUACUUCAGUGAAAGUUGAGGAUUUUGUGAUUUUUUUUUUUGUUUUUGUAUGAAGGAUGAAAAGUGUUAAUACAGAUUUAUUUUCACAUGCUUCUUUGUUCAUAUUUACCAAGGGUACCAAUAAUUCUGACCACGACUGUAUAUGCCAGAGCUGUAUUAAGGCCAUAGACUGUAAAAAAAACGUUAAGGCCCGUUCACACCAGGAACGAUAACUAUAUUAGUGUUCACCGCAGCGGACGAUAACGUUCUGUUUAUUAGCAUUCUGCAAUUGUCCUCUGCAGCUUUAACGCUCAAACUCUUUAAAGCAGGAUUGAUUCUGAUUUGCUGCCAAUGUGUUCAAUAUGUUUAUGGUUCAUCAGCUGGAAAAAAAAUACCUGAGAAAUAAUUCCAUUGAUAUAAUUCAUCUGUGUAAUCAGGGGCACAGCUAUGGUUUCUGGGUAGAAAUGAGAAGAACUUUGCAUCUCGCUUAGAGUUGAUGAAUGAAUGAAUUAAUUUCUUUAUGUAUAAACUUAUUAAGUUGUGGGUUCAUUUGGAGGACACAUGUCAAAAUGUCUGUUUUUAUUUGAAAAUGUCUGAGAUUAUUUGUACAAAAUACUGUAGCCCCUAUGGAAAUAAUAUAUAUGAAACUAAUAAAACUAAAUUGGU